This is a messenger RNA of Amphibalanus amphitrite, 1370 nucleotides long. It is a transcript of the gene Vti1b, whose product is annotated as vesicle transport through interaction with t-SNAREs homolog 1B-like. The record is from RefSeq and is a predicted model, not a curated record. Gene Ontology annotation, biological process: intracellular protein transport; Golgi to vacuole transport; retrograde transport, endosome to Golgi. Gene Ontology annotation, cellular component: late endosome membrane; SNARE complex; ER to Golgi transport vesicle membrane. Lineage: Eukaryota; Metazoa; Arthropoda; Thecostraca; Balanomorpha; Balanidae. The transcript is spliced from 4 exons. Gene Ontology annotation, molecular function: SNARE binding; SNAP receptor activity. The coding region runs from base 128 to 670 and encodes 180 amino acids.
GAGCAUCUCGGUCUCUGAGCUGGAGCUUUGCAGAAAAAUUGAGCGUGUUGCCCGUGAAGAUAAGCAGCCGCUGCUACCCAAUUUAAAGGUUUUUUUAUCCAGUCUCCACUGAUUAGUGUCUGCAAGUAUGUCUUCUCUGAGGUUUGAGACCCUUGAAGAUGAGGUGCGAUCUGUGCUGGAGUCGCGGGUGCCUCCUACACCACAGCAGGCUGCCACAGUUGCCAGUCUUCUGGCAGAUAUGGAGACUGAGUUACAGAUGGCGCCGCCCAGCUACCGUCUGCAGAUGGUGGAGCGGGUGCGGGAGUACCGCCGACGUCUGCGCACCGCCGCCGCCGCCUCCCCCGCCGGUGACGAGACGCGGCGGACCGUGGAGCGGGGUCUGCAGACGCUGCAGCGCACCUCCGACAGCAUCGCUCGGUCUCAGCAGGUGUCUGCGGAGACGGACGCGGUCGGCGCCGAGGUGAUCUCGGAGCUGGGCACGCAGCGCGAGUCGCUGCAGCGCACCCGCGACCGGCUGGAGGACACGGACGCCGAGCUGAGCCGCUCGCAGCGGCUGCUGCGCACCAUGUACGUGCGCGUGCUCACCAACCGGGUGCUGCUGGCGGCCAUCAUCGCCGUCGAGCUCGCCCUGCUCGGUGCCGCCGUCUACCUCAAGUUCUUCAAAAAGUGAGCCGCCGCUGGAGCUGUGAGGUACGGCAUGGGGCAGCAGAGGAUGGGCACUGAUCCGCUCAACACAUUAUUUCUGAUAGUCGGAAAGCUCAUUACACUUUGAAACUCAUCAGUGGUUAGGAAAAACCGAAGUCAUCUGAGCAAUUAUAAAGUAUUUUAGAUAAUUGGAAGUUUCAAACUGUGUACUUGUACUGCGAAUGAGCCCUUGGCCCGUGCGUUUCCUACGAGGGGCUGGAAAAAUCGGUCAUGAUUGCAUGUAAACCUUGUCUUAGUAUAUCCAGAGUCUUAUGCUGGUCAUUUGUAACUAUUUAGUACAUUUAUUAAGUGGUGUUUACAAAUAUUCAGCCUCGAUGUGGGCCCUUUUACAUAACUGCUAGUGCUACCUACAUAUAUUAUGAAAGGACGCAGCUGUUUGGUGCCGAUUAUGCCUAGAAACAACAGCAGGCUGGGAGCAUGCUGAUAAAAAAGACUGCGACCGAAUAGCUUCCAGAAAAGGAACAUCGGAUCGGUGCUUCCUCCAUCAGUUGGUUGGCGCACAUUCAGCUUUUAAUUUCUAUGUAGAGUAUGUUUGUGUUAUCAUCUUAUCGCAUCGGGUAACAAACUGUUCUAAUGUUCUAGCCGCCGUUGUUUGUUUUUAUGUAAGGGAAUGUGUGAACGAUAUACAUAUUUGCGUGUGGAGAUAAUAUAUUGAGUGUAUUUUU